GACGGUUCUGCGCCUGCCUCUAGGCUAGCGGCUAGCACUACCGCGAGCGGUUCGUGUUCACUGCUGUGUUCCCACCAUGACCCACCACGCCAAAAUCCCCUGCCCCUGCCCUUUGUUGCGGUUCCUGUUGCGAUGAAUCCGGUUGUACCUGCAUGAUGGUUUGUUUUACAUGCGUGGCGGUUGCCAUACUGAGUGGGUAGAGACUCAAAAUAUAGUGUCUACUAGUGUAUUGACCGCAUUCAGUUUAUGGAUCAAGAUGAUUGGUUCAUUCAUUACCGGAAUGCUAACGCUUGUUCUCGGAUACGCGUACCCUGCAUACGACUGCUACAAGACAGUGGAGCUGAACAGGCCUGAGGUCGAGCAGCUGCGGUUCUGGUGUCAGUACUGGAUUUUACUCGCGUUUCUCACCGUACUGGAGAGAGUUGGGGAAAGUUUCGUAUCAUGGUUGCCAAUGUAUAGUGAAGCAAAGCUCGCAUUUAUCGUGUACUUGUGGUAUCCAAAGACACGGGGGACUGCCUAUGUAUACGAGUCAUUCUUCAAGCCAUACAUUGCAAAACAUGAAACUGAGAUUGAUCGAAAUCUGCUUGAGUUGAGGACAAGGGCCGGUGACAUGGCAGUUCUUUAUUUCCAGAGGGUUACAAACUAUGCUCAGACAAGGUCUUAUGAAAUCUUGCAGUAUAUUGCCUCACAGUCACCGACUCAAAGACAGGCACAUCAGCAGCAGCAACGCCCACCACCGCCACGGACUCGGCAGGUCAACCCUGCACCUCCACCUAUUCCCGCACCCUCCGCGCCUCCGAUGCCACCACAGCCUGCCCAAGCCCAAGUUCCUCCCACUCCACCAAGGCCCCUAGUUCCAGUGGUUCCUCCUGGCGCAGUGCCUCCUGCCCCGCCACCAACUGCUCCUGAAGCCACCGCCACCAACGGUCUUCAGGACACCGAAACCAUGCAGGUCGACCCACCUCGUGCUUCACUGAGCGGCCCACCACUACCACCUGAGGAGACGCUCAUCGAGGAGGCGAUCCGGCUGACCCGGGGCCGGCUCAGGAGGCGCUUGGCUGGGGGAUCUGGACCACCGCAAAAUUAGCGUCGAUCAAGAUUUCCAUCUCACGCGAAUUGCACCACACUGGUCUGGUUCUUGGUGAUUGACUGAGAAGAGGGGGAAUGCUGAGUUGGUUGAACAGAGUUUGGGUUUCCUCGCAUGCGUUCUCCGUUGUACGAACUGGAACCGGUUUGGUCUCGAAUUGUGAAUAGUAUCCCAGAAACAGAAGUGGAUGAUCAAUUCAAUUCACAGUGUAGCGCUAGGAAAUAUGGUUGGGAACCAUCUUCUGCAAGACGCGAAGGCGCGACAUGUCAUGAGCAUUUAGCAACGAUGAUACUACUGGUCACAGUAGUGUAGUCUGGAAUCCAAAUGCGAAGAACAAAAAAGAACAGCGCCAUGUAUGUGCUGCGUACAUGUAGUUAACGACUACUAUGCAAUUAGUCCUUAUAUGCAAUCAGCUAUACUCCUGAUUUGUUAGAUCA
Messenger RNA from Zea mays, 1524 nucleotides. RefSeq names its product receptor expression-enhancing protein 3. The transcript has 7 exons. NCBI's taxonomy places the organism in Eukaryota, Viridiplantae, Streptophyta, Magnoliopsida, Poales, Poaceae. The record is from RefSeq and is a predicted model, not a curated record. The coding region runs from base 170 to 1087 and encodes 305 amino acids.